AUAAUUGGCUAGUUAUGGUGCAAUGCCAAGCCCCUUCUGGCUGGCAGUGAUGUAGAAAUGAUACCGUGGGAAAGCUUGGUCCUUCAAACGGAUGAGCUCGACGCAUAGCUGAUAGACGCACAGAGAGUCGGAGAAUUGAAGACUUGGACCAUACUGUAUUGUACUCUGAACGAAGGAAACACAACAGCGGAUAAAAAUGAAAAGGAAUCACGAUUUUAGCUCCUCGGACAGCGAGCUGGACGAGAACAUUGAGGUUGAGAAGGAGAGUGCCGAUGAAAAUGGGAACAUGAGUUCUCCCCUUGGGCCGAUGUCUCCAGCAACAAAAACUCAAGUGAAUGCGAGGAAGCGCCGUCGAGGAAUCAUUGAAAAACGUCGCCGUGACAGAAUCAACAACAGCCUCACCGAGCUGCGCAGACUGGUCCCUAGCGCGUUCGAGAAGCAGGGUUCAGCUAAACUGGAGAAAGCAGAGAUUCUGCAGAUGACGGUGGAUCAUCUGAAGAUGCUUCAUGCUGCUGGAGGAAAAGGUUACUUUGAUGCCCAUGCCCUGGCCUCGGACUACCGGGGUCUGGGCUUCAGGGAAUGUCUGGCUGAGACGGCCCGCUACCUGAGCAUUAUGGAAGGCCUGGACAGCACUGACCCCCUGCGGAUCCGCCUGGUCUCCCACCUGAACAGCUACGCCUCCCAGAGAGAGGCCCACUCCGUCUCUGUUUCUGGACUGGGCCACCUGGCAUGGGGCUCGGCCUUUGGGUCUCCCCCCUCCGCCCACCUGGCCCACCACCUCCUCCUCCAGCAGCAGCACCAUCAACACCAGCAGGGGGCGACAUUACCGUUACCACGCAGCGCCUCCAACAGCUCUCCGUCAUCCUCCUCUUCUACUUCUUCUUCAUCCUCUUCUUCCUCCUCCUCGCCGAUAGAGAGAGAGCCUCGCUCCUCGCCCCAUGGCCAUGCUCCCAGCAGGCUUAGCGGUGCCACCCCCCUCUCUGAGCACAGUCACGCCCAGGGGGGUCCUCUCCGUGUGUCCCCCAGUGCUGCCCCCCUCCCCCCAGGGCUGAACCUCACCGUGACCUCCACAGUCGCCGCUGCAGCCUCCAAGCUCUCCCCUCCCCUCUCCCUGUCCUCCCUCUCCACCCUAUCGGCGUUUCCCUUCCCCUUCAGUGCCUUUCCCCUGCUGUCCCCCGGCACCCUCAGCCCCCCCGUCCACACCCCCUCCAGCCAAGCCAGCCUGGGGAAGCAGCCUUACCGGCCCUGGGGCAUGGAGAUAGGGGCUUUCUGAACAAUCUUUAACCCCCCUCCACACUGACUAAACUGACCAAGUAGAUGGCUAGAGAGUGCACCAUCACUACGAACUGAACUGAACUCACCAGCUGAGCUGGACCUUUCCAUGGCCAAGAAGAUGUUGUUUUUCUAUCAUACCAUAUCAACAUUCUAUAAAGGAGAUAGCUAUAGGAAUACCAUUUUUUAUUUUCCUAGAAAUUGCGUUUUUCUAUGAUGUUGACGAAAGAGGGAAACAAUUAUAAGAGAGCAAACAAAGUGAUUGUUUAAUUAACAAUAUUGAGUUAUCUAUGUGUUGUCUGUUAAUGGGCUUUGCUUCUCCUCCCAUAGUGUGUUCAGCCUGUAAGGGGAACAUUUCACAGAUGGUCAGGCUGUCAAUCAGUCGCCCAUCAAGUUCUCUGCCAAAUUGUCCCCUUUGUGUUCCCAUUGAGCCCUGGACUGUACUUGUAUCUCCCAGAGAGAGGGAGCGAGCGAGCGAGAGGGAGAGAGAGAGGGAGAGAGAGAGGCAUGGAGAGGGAGGUCUUGAUGGUGCCCUUUUUAUGACAUUUUAUUGACUGGAAGAACUAAAACCAGGUGUUUGUUUGACUGUUAGAAUUUAUCCGGAACCCUCUUGUUUUCCAUUCAUUUGAUUUGCAUUCUCUGUGUGAGUUUCUAUCGCAGCAAAAUCUCUCUGAAGUAAUGUAUUUACAGUCAUGAGUCAAGGGUGAGGACAACAGAGAGUUAAUAUCCUUAGACGUGAUGUCUACAGAGGUCACAAGACCCUAUAUUUCUGAUUGUUAGCAGAUUGCAGUCAAAAAGUGGUAGCUGUACAAUUGUUUAACAUGAAACAACAUACUGUCAUAGCGAGCUGAGCAGGCAGCUAUUGAGAUGUAUGGAACCAAUUGGAAUCGGUGUAAUAAAAAAAUGCAAUGCUUUUUCAAAGAAUUACAAUACUAGUUGGUCUGAGACUUGCAACAAAAAUUCUUUACACUCCUUUGCAUUCAAAUAUAUUAUAUGAUCCAUAAAAAGUGGUGGAGGCGUGACACUCUUCUCAAUUAA
Messenger RNA from Oncorhynchus kisutch (coho salmon), 2310 nucleotides. RefSeq names its product hairy/enhancer-of-split related with YRPW motif protein 1-like. Gene Ontology annotation, molecular function: DNA binding; protein dimerization activity. The record is from RefSeq and is a predicted model, not a curated record. NCBI's taxonomy places the organism in Eukaryota, Metazoa, Chordata, Actinopteri, Salmoniformes, Salmonidae. The transcript is spliced from 5 exons. Bases 197 to 1273 code for a protein of 358 amino acids. Gene Ontology annotation, biological process: regulation of DNA-templated transcription.